CUGAAAAUUUACACCAAUAUAUCGUGUUACCGAGGGAAUUGCUGAAUUUGUAUGAAAACAUAAUCAGAUAAGGAAAAGCAAAAUUACUUCGCUUUUCUGGUACGCUGAAUACCCAGAACUCCCCCAAACUGGUAAAAGACCGGAUUUUCCAAAAACAGUGGAACUGUUCUAACGCUUAUAUCUAUGGAUCAAAAGUUACAAUCUGCUGUAAGCGAGUCAGCAAAUGUUACUGCAAAACCUCCUGUGCAACCAAAGAGACUAGGGCCGGUAAUGGGGUUCGUUUCUGGAGGUGUUGCUGCAUGCGGUGCUGUCACUCUUACCAAUCCUUUUGAAAUUAUAAAAACUCGUUUUCAACUUCAGGGACAGUUAACAAAGGUAGAUGCGUCUAAGAAUAUUUACAAAACUGUUCCACAAGCUUUCAAAUUGAUUCUAAAGCAUGAAGGAAUUCGUGGACUUCAGAGAGGUCUUGGAACUGCUUACGUUUAUCAGCUUUUCUUAAAUGGCUGUCGUCUUGGUUUCUAUGACCCCAUUCGUUCGUUUUUAAAUCGGAACCUUUUGAAGGAUCCAAAGGGUAACAGCGUGGCCAUCAAUGUGCUCAGUGGUGCUGGAUCUGGUUUCUUUGGUGCUUUGUUUGGUUCUCCUUUCUUCUUGAUCAAAACCCGUAUGCAGUCGUACUCUCCUGCUUUCCCUAUUGGUGAGCAGUAUGGUUACAAACAUAUUUUUGACGGUUUUAAGCGAAUUAUCAAAGAAAACGGUGUUCGAGGAAUUUUCGUUGGUGCUGACGCAGCUAUCAUCCGUACGGUAUCGGGUUCAGCCGUACAGCUUCCUAUUUACAACUGGGCCAAGCGCACUAUUGAACACAACAAUCUUAUGGAGGAGGGAACACUCAAACAUUUAACCGCUAGCUCUAUUUCCGGCUUUGGUGUAUGCUGUUGCAUGCAAGUCUUUGAUACCGUAAUGACCCGGAUGUAUAACCAAAAGAACAAAGAGCUUUACAAGAACCCCCUUGACUGUAUCCUUAAGACGGUACGCGCUGAAGGGUUUUUUGCCUUGUAUAAGGGUUUCGGCGCUCACUUGGCGAGAAUUGCUCCUCAUACCAUUUUCACUCUUACCUUUGCUGAACAGACAAACAAAUUGUUUUCUAAACUUUCCAAGGACUAGAGGGCUUCUUUCUUCUGUAAUUUAAAAAAAUGACAGAGAUUGUACAUACAUUUGCGUCGUUUCCUCCGUAGUCUGUGUUUACUAGAGAACUUUAGUAAUCAUGCUAAGGUGUACUCCUUUAAAUACGCUUAUUUUUGUUUAAAUAAGAGCUAUUUUUAUUUAUUGACAUGCAAAAGGUGUAUUUCUCGAGGUGCAUUUUUACGCAUUAAAGUAACCUAUGUUUA
This is a messenger RNA of Schizosaccharomyces octosporus yFS286, 1385 nucleotides long. RefSeq names its product anion transporter. The record is from RefSeq and is a predicted model, not a curated record. Bases 184 to 1161 code for a protein of 325 amino acids. The transcript has a single exon. Lineage: Eukaryota; Fungi; Ascomycota; Schizosaccharomycetes; Schizosaccharomycetales; Schizosaccharomycetaceae.